CCAGCGGCUUGAGGCCCCCCGCUUUAAAGCCGCCGCGAGAGAGCGCGGGGGCAGGAUGGCGCACCAACUGGUGGUUCUCAACGUCUACGACAUGUACUGGAUGAAUGAAUACACCUCCUCUCUUGGAAUUGGAGUAUUCCAUUCAGGAAUAGAAAUAUAUGGCAGAGAAUUUGCUUAUGGUGGUCAUCCAUACCCUUUUUCUGGAAUAUUUGAAAUUUCUCCAGGAAAUGCAUCUGAAUUGGGAGAAACAUUUAAAUUUAAAGAAGCUGUUGUUCUAGGAAGUACUGACUUUAUGGAAGAGGAUAUAGAAAGAAUUAUAGAAGAACUUGGGAAAGAAUUUAAAGGAAAUGCUUAUCACUUAAUGCACAAAAAUUGCAAUCACUUUUCUUCAGCUUUGUCAGAGAUUCUCUGUGGAAAAGAAAUUCCUCGUUGGGUGAAUCGCCUUGCCUAUUUCAGUUCCUGUAUCCCCUUUCUCCAAAGUUGCCUACCAAAAGAAUGGCUUACACCUGCAGCCCUUCAGUCUAGUGUAAGUCAAGAGCUUCAGGAAGAACUGGAAGAAGCAGAAGAUGCUGCAGCAUAAACUUCCCUGCCAAGUUCAGCAUCGGGGGCAAGAACUGGACAUCAUGCUAAAAUAUAGGUGUAAUCCAAAGUAUUGUUACAUUGAUGUCUUUGGAAGUUGUAUUAGUAACUGACUUCAUUACAGAACUUCAGAGUAUAGACAUCUGAAUAUGUCUUUGGUAUGCAAUUGGUUCUCCAGCUCAAGCCUAUGGUGUUCUGCUCAGGAUUUUAUAUGUAGUGGAAAAGGUUUCUGGGAGAAAUGAGAAGAAGUAGAGUUGUUAUCUUUAUUUUCAUCUAAUCAAUAGAUUUGGACUAACUGAGCAGAAGUUAAAACUUUGUUUACAGUAUUGUGUGCUGCUGUUUACAAGUUCUACAAGGGACACCUGCCAUUGAAAGACAAAAUAUUAAUCUGCUCAAUUAGGUCUGCAUAACUUCAUUACCAUCAGUCAAAGUGUACUCAUGGUCUGCUCUGCUUGAUGCCAUCUUGGAAUUAGGAAGGUUAAAAUAUUUCAUUUCCAACUGUUGCUGAUAAUGACACAGGGGAUUUAUAAAUACUACGUGUAAACAGGGUACAUAAUGAUCAAUACAAAGAAAUCUGUCCUAGGAAGCAAGUGCAUUAUCCUAGUAUAUAACUGAGAAUAUCUGUUCCUAAAAAUGUGACUUCUGAGUUUUUAUCCAUUUACAGAGCAAAUUAAUAUUUUAUUACAAAUCCAAGUUUUUUCUCUCUGGUGUCAGAUUUCAACUUUUGUUUGCCCUUGUUUUUAACUGACUUGGAUAUGUGAAAAGUCAUUUUGGACACUGACAGGUUUGUUUUUACUACGAUGAAAUAACAGUGCCUGUUUCACAUCACAUAUCUUUUGAAACCUGGAACUGUAGGAUGAAUGCCUAUACCAAUAGACAACAUUAUUUAGACUGAGGAUGUCUGUUAGCUCAUGGUUGAACUCCCUUUGGCCAUGUGAAUUCUGCAGCCAGUUCAAUCAGAUGUAUACUACUGAUCAGUAGAAGAAUCUUAGUAGAAACAUGGCAAAAUAGGAACUAUGCUGUGAUUAAUUUGCUCACCAGUCAGAAUCAACUACAAGAAAUGCAAAGGCAUUCUCCAACUCAUUGUGGUCUCAGCAGAGCCAAAGAGUGUAAGUUACCUAGAUAUCUUUUGGUGCCACUAUUUUCUUAAUUAUGUUAGCCUAAUAGCAAUAUCUAUCUGUGAACUAUAAAAGAUCAAUUGCAGUUAUCAAGGGACCAGUGGAAUUCCAUCUAUUUAGUGUCCUCCCCCUAUUGCUAGCACAUCUCAUUGGGGGAAGAGGGAUUCAGUAGUAAUGGAGAAUUGGAAUUCGGUUAAAUUUUUUAUUAUAUAUGCCUUAAAGAUCUUGCAAUUGAAUGGAAAGAGGCCAGUUAGAAAUUAAGUAUAAACUGAGGUCUUACAGAGUUCUGCAUUGGUGAAGAAAAUAUAAAUAACUGUUGCAUAUGUUAUUUAUAUUGCUAGGUUUGCUGACUACAAUUGUCAGAUUAGAAUACACACAGUCAGCUAAAUUGUCAAUUAUUUUAGUGCACUUAUUGGAGAAGUCUCAAGAAUGGUUAGUUGUUUUUUUCAUAAAUCAAAAUUUUGCUUUGGCAUGCUGUUUUGCAAAUGUAAACCCACUGAAGACAGAGAAAUACUAUUGUUUUCAGUGAGAAAGGCAUUUAUUGUUUUUCUAAUCAAUUCGGUUUUUACUUACAUUUUAUGCUCUUCUUUGUGGGAAGCUUCUUUGCAAACACUACUCAGGUAUGUAACAAUUGUAACAUCAUCUGUUAAAAGUCAAUAAUAAUUCUCCAAAAUGUGAAUUAUUGAGUGUUCAAUGUUUUAGCCAGUCUAUUUAGCAAGAAAUUAAAAUGUGUUAACGGUGCCAUUAUGGUUGUAAUUUAACUGUUUUUAUUUUGUAGUCAGCAUAACCUAUUUUACCUGCAAGUUCCAAAAGAUACCCAAUGUUAGCCCUACUCUCUUUGUUCAUUAACUGACUCUGAAUUGGGAUCCCAAGAAUUGUACCCUUUUCUACUGAUGAUUGCUGAAUCAUACAAAUAAGGCAUUUCCCAGUAGAAUGGAAAGAGGUGGCUUCUUUGCACUACAGUUGAAGUGGAAAUGGGAUUUUCUAGGUUGAGUCUGAAGCGGUUGAUGAAGUUCAGAUGCUUGUAAGGUUAAGCUCUGAUCCUGAGCCUCUGUGGGCAGAUAUACACACAGCAUUCUUUGAUAAGAAAACUUCCUCACUGAUUUUGGUGGAAGGGGCAGCUUGGUACAUGUAUUUCUUGCUACGUAUGUUUAUCACCUUUGCUGAAGUGAAUGAAGAACCAGCUUUUUUGGGUGCUCCAUGGAGCUGUUGCAUCUACACAGAAUUGCUAGACUAGGGUGAUUCUAUAGUUUGUCGUAAUUGUUUGGAGAAACAUUAGCAACUUGCUUGAACACCAUCAAAUUUCUGUUAAACAAUUGGCUUUGUUCAGGUAAUAGUCACAUGUGACUUAGUAAUAUAGUAAUAUGUGACUUUUUUACUCUCAUCAUACACAGAAAGUCUGUAAACAAUGCAAGGACAUAAAUGGCACAGUAAGUAAAAGCAUUUUAAAAAAUAACUUAGGACACAAUCCCAUGCAUGUUUAGACUGAAAAAGUCCUGCAAAUCCCAGCAUUCCCCAGCCAACACUGCUGGCUGGAGAAUGCUGGGAGUUGUAGGUCUUUUUUUUCUGUCUAAACAUGCAUAGAUUGUGCUCCUCGUAGUUGUUUAUCCUAGUUUGAUUGGAAUUUUCCAUUCAGUCAUUUCAGUACUGACUAUAUCCCCAUGAACAAACAUAGUAUCUGAACCCUGAAAUUGAUAUGACAUCUUGAGAAGUAAUGGUAGUUUUAUAUCUUACCACAUGUGCUAUACUCGGUCUCCACUUGAGUCCUUAAAACAAACAACCCUGCCAAAGUCUGCUAUCACAGCAAUAGUUUAAGUUGCCUUUUCACCAGCAUUACUACUCAGCACGGAGUACAAUGUCUGCCAGUGGCCAUAGUACACAUUAAAACCAGAAUACUGUUCUCAACUUGGUGAAUACGGGGCAUCUGUGGAGUUUUUCCAACCUAAAACGGGUAGAAGAAAUAUAUUCAGGGUUCUCUGAUCUGUCCAAUUUGUAAUACUUGAUUGUUUUUCUUUUAAGAUAGAUUACUGUACUUUGGUGCUUUGUUUUAUUAAACACAUUUUGAGAUGUCAUACAUAUUCAGGAACCCAAAAACAAAUGUUAUGUAUUGCUGGUUUACAACAUAAACAGGUUUCAUUAUAAGAGUGCAGUGGGUUUCCUCUUGAAAACAUGCAGUACAAUGUUAAUCACAACUGUUGAGGAACUUGCUUUUAGGUGGUUAAGGACUGAAUUUUCACUGACACACUUUUUGUAAGCUACAAAUAAGUUUACUGUAAAACAUGGUAUUUGUACAAAAAAGCAAGAUAAUUUUGACUUUUGUUACUUUAACAUGUCAAACUUGAAUCCAUCCAUUUAUUAAAGAGAAUUUUUAUAGAACAAA
This is a messenger RNA of Elgaria multicarinata webbii, 4077 nucleotides long. RefSeq names its product desumoylating isopeptidase 2 (gene DESI2). The record is from RefSeq and is a predicted model, not a curated record. NCBI's taxonomy places the organism in Eukaryota, Metazoa, Chordata, Lepidosauria, Squamata, Anguidae. The transcript has 5 exons. Gene Ontology annotation, biological process: protein deubiquitination. The coding region runs from base 56 to 580 and encodes 174 amino acids. Gene Ontology annotation, molecular function: deubiquitinase activity.